Chironomus riparius is the source of this 2436-nucleotide messenger RNA. Lineage: Eukaryota; Metazoa; Arthropoda; Insecta; Diptera; Chironomidae. The record is from the annotation of a GenBank genome assembly.
AUGGGAAAUAACAAGAAGAAACGUUCACACAAAAAGAAAUCUCAAGGUCCUAAACCGACUAAUGACUCUACCACAGUUGAGGAAGUUGAAAAAGAUGACGAAAUUAAUAAAGAAAAACAAAAUAAAAAUGCUGCUGGACCUGCUCAACAAGAAGAGAAAAUUGUUGAAGUAAAAGUGGAGGAAAAAGUGAUCCAGAUCCAAGAAAAAGAAGAAGCGAAGCAAGUUGAUAAGGUUGUUUUGAAGGAGAUUAUAAAAAUCCAGCCACAAGAGGAAAUUAAGCCUGCAACAUUAGUCGAAGUAAAUAAAGCUCCAGAGAAUGUCAAAAUGGAAAAUGAUGAGCCUCAAAAGGCAUCUAAGCAGAAAGCAGCAAAGAAAAAGCAACUUGAAGUCAUGGGAGUUGAGACAGGAAUUAAGGAACUUAAUCCACCACCAAAUUACAUUGAGGAUCGUAUCAAGUUGUAUGACAAAUUAAGAGAUGAAUAUUUGGAAGAGAUUAAAGCCAAGCCUAAAGAGAAAAUUGAAAUUACAUUGCCCGACGGUAAGAUUGUUGAAGGACUGUCUUGGGAAACAACACCAUAUAAAAUUGCAGCUGGUAUAAGUCAAGGACUUGCUGAUAAUACAGUUGUUGCGAAAGUUGACGAUGAAGUUUGGGAUUUAGAUAGAGUAUUAGAAAAGAACUGCUCAUUGAAGCUCUUAAAGUUCGAUGAUCCAGAAGCUCAAGCUGUUUUCUGGCACAGUUCAGCACAUAUUCUCGGAGAAGCAAUGGAGAGAUGUUAUGGUGGUUGUUUGUGUUACGGACCACCAAUUGAAAGUGGGUUCUACUAUGACAUGUUUUUGGAAGGUGACGGAAUCUCACCAAAUCAUUACAAAACUCUCGAGGAUGUCGUUAAGAAGAUUGUUAAGGAAAAGCAACCAUUCGAACGUCUUGAAAUGAAGAAAGCUGAUUUGUUAAAGAUGUUCGAAUACAAUGAAUUCAAGCAGAGAAUUUUGAAUGAGAAAGUUACAACAGACACAACAACUGUUUAUCGUUGUGGACCAUUAAUUGAUUUAUGUCGUGGUCCUCAUGUUCGUCAUACAGGCAAGAUAAAGGCAAUGAAAGUCACAAAGAACAGUUCCACAUACUGGGAAGGAAAAGCUGAUGCUGAGACUCUUCAAAGAGUUUAUGGAAUUUCAUUCCCAGAUCCAAAACAAUUAAAGGAAUGGGAGAAGCUUCAAGAAGAAGCAGCAAAACGUGAUCAUCGUAAAGUUGGUCAACAACAAGAACUUUAUUUCUUCCAUGAAUUGUCGCCAGGCUCAUGCUUUUUCUUACCGAGAGGUGCUCACCUAUACAAUACUUUGAUGAAUUUCAUCAGAAGUGAAUAUCGUAAGCGAGGCUUCCAAGAAGUCAUUACACCGAACAUGUAUAAUGCAAAACUAUGGCAAACAUCAGGUCAUUGGCAACAUUAUGCUGACAAUAUGUUCUCGUUUGAUGUUGAGAAGGAAAAGUUUGCAUUAAAACCCAUGAAUUGUCCUGGACAUUGCUUAAUGUUUGAUCAUCGUAAUCGAUCAUGGCGUGAAUUGCCAUUAAGAAUGGCUGACUUUGGUGUAUUGCAUAGAAAUGAAUUGUCUGGAGCUUUGACUGGAUUGACACGCGUACGUCGCUUCCAACAAGAUGAUGCUCACAUCUUUUGUGCACCCGAACAAAUUAAGCAGGAAAUAACAGGAUGUUUAGACUUUUUGCAGUGUGUCUAUGGAGUUUUUGGAUUCUCAUUUGACUUGGUUCUAUCUACACGUCCUGAAAAGUUCUUGGGAGAAAUUGAAGUAUGGAAUGAAGCAGAGAAGGCAUUAUCCGAUUCACUUGAUGAAUUUGGCGUUAAAUGGUCACUUAAUCCAGGCGAUGGAGCUUUCUAUGGACCCAAGAUUGACAUCACAAUUAAGGAUGCAUUAAAACGAUCACACCAGUGCGCUACAAUUCAACUUGAUUUCCAAUUACCAAUAAGAUUCAAUCUUAAUUUCGUAUCUGAAUCUGGUGAGAAGAAACGACCAGUAAUUAUCCAUCGUGCUAUUCUUGGAUCUGUUGAGAGAAUGAUUGCUAUUUUGACUGAAAAUUGUGCUGGAAAAUGGCCUUUCUGGUUGUCACCAAGACAAAUUAUGGUUGUUCCUGUUGGUCCAAGUUUAGAUGGCUAUGCUAAUGAAGUUCGUGAUCGUUUAUAUGCUGCUGGAUUUAUGGCUGAAUCAGAUACUGAUGAUGGUGACACAAUGAACAAGAAAAUCCGAAAUGCUCAAUUGGCGCAAUGUAAUUUCAUUUUGGUUGUUGGCGAGAAGGAAAAACAAUCAGGAACAGUCAAUGUUCGUACAAGAGAUAAUAAGGUUCAUGGUGAAGUAACAAUUGAUGUGCUGAUUAGCAAACUUUCAAAGAUUCGAGAUGAAUUCAUUCGUGAUGAAGACACAUUCUAG